This is a messenger RNA of Perognathus longimembris pacificus (Pacific pocket mouse), 930 nucleotides long. Its product is annotated as olfactory receptor 4P4-like. The transcript has a single exon. NCBI's taxonomy places the organism in Eukaryota, Metazoa, Chordata, Mammalia, Rodentia, Heteromyidae. The record is from RefSeq and is a predicted model, not a curated record. Gene Ontology annotation, molecular function: G protein-coupled receptor activity; olfactory receptor activity. Gene Ontology annotation, biological process: G protein-coupled receptor signaling pathway. Bases 1 to 930 code for a protein of 309 amino acids. Gene Ontology annotation, cellular component: membrane.
AUGGAAAGCCAGAGAAACAUUUCAGGAUUCAUCCUUCUGGGGCUUUCUGACGACAAGAACAUACAGAUAUUUUGCUUUGUGCUCUUCUUAUUCUGUUUUGUUGCUCUGCUGGUUGGAAACAUCCUCAUACUUAUUUCCAUUUUCUGCAGCCCUCUUGCAAAACAACCAAUGUACUACUUCCUUUGCCACUUGUCCUUCAUGGAUAUCUGCUAUACCUCUAGUGUUACACCCAAAUUGAUUGAUGGCCUCCUAGAGGGAACUAAAAACAUUUCCUAUGGUUACUGCAUGCUACAGGUCUUCACCAUGCAUUUCUUUGGAUGUAUAGAGAUUUUUAUUAUUACGGCCAUGGCCUUUGAUCGCUAUGUGGCCAUCUGCAAACCCCUCCAUUACGUGCUCAUCAUGAACAGGACCAAAUGCAAUCUGCUGGUCUUUGCUGCCUGGGUUGGUGGGGCUGCCCAUUCAUUCCCUCAAUUGUGUAUGACUAUCCAGCUGCCUUUCUGUGACUCAGUUGAAAUUGAUCACUACUUUUGUGACAUUUUUCCUUUGCUCAAAAUUGCCUGUACUGAUACGUACAUUACUGGUGUCCUUGUAGUUGCUAAUUCAGGAAUUAUCACAUUAGUGACUUUCAUUGUUUUAUCUAUAUCUUAUGCCAUUAUAUUAUUUCAUUUAAGAAAUCACUCUGCAGAAGGAAGACGCAAAGCCCUCUCUACCUGUGGCUCUCAUAUCACAGUGGUGAUCUUAUUUUUUGGUCCUGCAAUCUCUUCCUAUCUUAGACCUCCUGUAACUUUCCCUGAGGAUAAAGUGACAGCACUGUUUUACACAAUUAUUGCUCCAAUGUUCAAUCCUUUAAUCUAUACCCUGAGAAAUACAGAAAUGAAAAGUGCCAUCAGAAAAGUUUGGUGUCCUGCUCUAUUCUCAAUGGGAGCCUAA